Molecule: messenger RNA, 1124 nt
Organism: Chelmon rostratus (copperband butterflyfish)
Lineage: Eukaryota; Metazoa; Chordata; Actinopteri; Chaetodontiformes; Chaetodontidae
Gene: spata17
Product: spermatogenesis associated 17
Exons: 10
Coding region: 1-966 (321 amino acids)
Biological process (GO): mitotic cell cycle; establishment of meiotic spindle localization; spindle organization
Cellular component (GO): spindle pole
Molecular function (GO): protein binding
Source: RefSeq, a predicted model, not a curated record
AUGGCGGAGCUGCUGAAAACAAAAAGUGAAGUUGAAGAGUUCCAAAAGGAAUACGUCUACAGAAACAGCCAAGCAGAGGAGAACAGACAGAGGGAGAACCAGGCCGCCAGCCGCAUUCAGAGCUGGUUCAGAGCCUGCAAGGUGCGGGCUUACCUCAGCCAUCUGCACGAGAAAGCAAUCAUUAUACAGAAGAUAUGGCGGGGCUUCACAGCAAGGGCACAUUUCAGACAAAUGGUGAAGGCGGCAUAUUUUAUCAUGAAGAUGAAUUUCUACGAGGAGAUGGCGGUCAGGAUCCAGCGGAGAUGGAGAGGAUUCUUUGUGAGGAAGUACAUUCAUAAUUUCUAUGCACGCAAGAGCUAUCUGGAAGGACUUUCAAGGAAAAAUGAACUUGUCAGGAGGGAGCUGGAUGAACUUGAGGGACUCCAGAAGAGAGAGAGAGACUGCCUGGAGAUGGUGAAAGAGCAGACAGCCAAGGUCUACAAAGCUCACAGGUUACACCACCUCCUCAGUACAGAGCAGUGCCCAGGGGUCUUCAACUCUCCAUUCAGGCCAACCCCCCAUGAGAUGGAACAACUUCUGAGGCAGGUCAAGUACCAGGCCCCCACCAGGCUGGCCCCCAGGGGCAGGGCUUGUCUCUUGGGCAUGCCUGGCCCAGAAGCCCCCAGUUUCACUGGGACUCUUGAAUCCCCAUGGAUGAAAAACACAAGAAUCAGCUGCUCCUCCAGGCUCAUACUGCCCCCCAUUGCCAGCAAGAAACAGCAGUGUCUGUUCAGAGAGCCGGGGGAAGUGUGGGAGCAGCGCGUGCAUUGUCCUGACCUGACGGUGCAUCUGCAGACCUCUCGCACACACCUGGAGGAGGCCCAGAACCAGCUACGACAACACCAAGGGACAGGAAGUAUGCUCCACCAUCCGAGCCACAGAGGCAAUUAUUUUAGCCAGCCAGCCUACGGCAGGAGCUUCAGAUAGUAGAUUACACGCUGACUCCAAGAUGAGGUUUCCUCCCCUCCAGCCGUUCAAGACCGUGUUCACCACCUGCACCGCCUUUGAUAAGUUUCCUCGUCUGUACUCCAAGACAGGCAUCAUUGUGUGACACACCUCCUCAUGAAGAGAUGAACAAAUAAAGA